Molecule: messenger RNA, 1377 nt
Organism: Copidosoma floridanum
Lineage: Eukaryota; Metazoa; Arthropoda; Insecta; Hymenoptera; Encyrtidae
Biological process (GO): signal transduction; protein dephosphorylation
Cellular component (GO): cytosol
Molecular function (GO): protein tyrosine phosphatase activity
Source: RefSeq, a predicted model, not a curated record
AUAAUUUUUUUUUUUUUUUUUUGAAACACAUUACACUCCCAGCAAAGAAAUUACGUUUAAAGUGAAAAAAGAAAAAUCGAAAAAAUAUCCGUGUACACCUACCCUCGGCUCAAGGAAUUAAUAGUCUCGUGCACUACGUACCCACACACACAGACACACACAUAUAUAUAUAAACACGUAUUAGGAACAACUUGUACAUGCAAAAAGAUUCGGUAUCGCGGGGCAAUUAGCCAUCACUUUGGCUCGAGCAACACUCACAAAUUCAUAGUACAUUGCACAUUAAGUAUAUUAUAUGUAUGCAAUAGUUGACAAAUAAUCCAAAAAAUCGACCCAUAGUCGUAAAAUCGGUUUGCUUGGCUUCGUGUGUGAACGAUGAAUUGUCAUCGUCUCUCUGAGAUGGUUUUAAUUGAAAACACGCAGGUGUGUACAGGAAUGGACGCAGCGCUUGGCCGAAUGGGGGAGCACAGAAACUGACGAUAUGCGGAGGGCGACGACGAGGUGUUGAUGACGCCACUAAUUCGGACCGACAAUGUAAAUAGCCAGCCAGCCACUUAAUCACGUCCGAGUGCAAUCGAAUCCCUCCCCUCUGCUGUCUAAGUGGAAGAAACCAAGUCGUCGCGAGAAACACCCCAAAAGGGAGCAUGGAGGGGCCUCGCCAACGUCACCGGCCAACAAUAAGAGCCAUGCGGCGCGUGACCAAGGGAGUACAGGCGUACUCGCACCGGAGGCUCGUCGGACGCCGAGUCGCGGCUAAAACCGGCCGAGACCAUGCCCCCGCUGACCUUAGCGUUGCGCGGCCGAGGACCCCCGAUGAUUACCAUAUCGGCGCCCGCGACCCAACGGAUCAACCUAUUCGAGAGGCCCCACGUCACUGCCAGUCGGGCCAACUGUAGACUGGACCCCCACUGCCAACAUGGGCAAUGGCAUGAACAAGGUUCUACCAGGCUUGUACGUGGGCAAUUACCGAGACAGCAAGGACUCGGCGCAACUCGAGCGCUUCGAGAUCACGCACAUCCUCGCCAUCCACGACGCGGCUCGACGAUUGCAUUCCGUAAUGAGCGGUCCAGCGGGGUUGCAUUACUACACGAGCUCGGCGCCGCCCUCGAGGGCAAUGUCCCGGGUGGAUCUGUCGGCAGCGGUAGCGUGUAGCAGCACAAGCGGCGGCGGUAGCACGUUGAGCCUGUCGGCGAUCGGCCGCUCGGCGCCCGUCAGUAGUGGCCAGCAGCUGGUCGCCGGCUCGGCACCCGCCACCCCCAGGGACACCCCGCCCGUUUCGCCCCAGCACUGGUUCAGGCGGCAACAGCCCCAACAACCCGGUGUGCCCCAGAGGCCCGGCACGCCCCAACCGAUGACGUAGCACAGGCUACAGCCACUCAC